AUGACAGAAACAUUUAGUGAUGCUUAUGAUGAAAAAAUUCGUCCGCUUAUGGACAGAAUCGAUCAAGCACGAUCGUUGUUAUCAUCAAACAUGGAUGGCAUUAAAUUUCCUAGCGUUGUUGUCGUUGGUGAUCAGUCAAGUGGUAAAUCAACAUUGUUGGAAGCAUUAUCUUUAGUCGAACUUCCAAAAGGUUCCGGUAUUGUUACUCGAUGUCCAUUAGUAUUACGAUUACGUAAAUCAAAUGCACGACAAGUAUAUCGUUUACAUGAUGAUAAUUCAAAAACUCCACUUGAUGAGUCAACAUUAAAUAUCUUAAAAUAUAUCGAAGAAGAAACUAAAAAAUUAGCUGGUAAUCAGAAAAACGUUGUUAAUAAUUUAAUUGAAUUGCAAGUAGAAGAUCCCAAUGUACGCGAUUUGACUGUUGUGGAUUUGCCUGGUAUAGCACGAAAUCCUAUUGCUGGUCAGCCUAAAGAUAUUCAUAAACAGACAACUAAUUUAAUUAAACACUUUAUUAAACAAGAAGGCAGUGUCAUUUUGUGUGUCUUUCCAGCUAAUGUAGAUGUUGCAACAGUUGAAUCAUUUACAUUAGCAAGUGAAGUCGACCCAAACGGUGUUCGAACAAUUGGUGUUAUCACUAAAUCGGAUUUGGCUACAAAUAAUGAUACGCUAGUGCAACAAUUAUUAAUGGAACGGGCUGAUGUACUUCAUUUGAAGUUAGGGUUUGUUGCUGUUCGUAAUCGUAGUACCGAAGAAAAAAUCUCGUUAGAAGAAGCUCGUAGACGUGAGAAAAAAUUUUUUCGUGAACAUCCUGCAUCAACUGCAGUCGGAUGGCAUUGUCUUGGCAUUGAAGGAUUGAUUAAUCGUUUGGCCGAUUUAUAUUCAGAUCGAGUAAAAGAAACAUUUCCGAAAAUGAGAGAUGAUGUACGAAAGAAAUUGAAGGACAUUCGUGAACAGUUAUCAAAAUUUCCGGUAGAUCUUGACACACCUUCUGCACGUUUAGCAAAAUAUUAUGAAUUGACUGACAUUUAUGUCGAACAUAUUCUACAAGUACGUUUUAACAGUUCGAACGAUGGUCAGCGGCUAAGUAUGGUCAAUAUUUUACAUUCAAAAUUAACGAAAUUUGAAGAUAUCAUAGGCACUCAAACUCGACAACUUUUCUCGGCAAAGUACCGUGCGAAAGUUCGAGAUGCUAUGUCGGCAUGUUUUGGUGAACAAUUACCAAACUUUUUGCCACAUCCUGUUUUGAAAAGGCUCAUUUGUGAAAAACUCGAUCAGCUUUCGAAUGUAACAGGUGUACUCAUCAACGAAUGUUUCCAAAUAACAUUGGAUAUUUUAACAAAAAAUGAUACUGAUGCAUGUAAAGGUGAUAUGUUAAUGCUAAAACUGUUACCAUCGUUUCGUCAAAUUGUUCAUUCGUAUGUAUCUGAGAAACAACAAACUGUGCACAAUCAAGUCCAAGAAUUAAUUCGAUUGGAAAAACACGAUCCGUACACAAUGAAUAGUAGUUAUAUGAAUACCAUCAAUAGAUUUAAAGAGCAUUUAGUAGAAUCAAAUUCAAGCAAGAAAGCUGACAAAGUAACAUCUUCUACGUUGCCGAUCGAUACUGACGACGAAGACAUGUUUGAUGCAAUUUCGAAUGAUGAUCAAUCAGUACAAGAUAUGUUAAUUAGUUUACAUUCGUAUUGGAAAUUAUUAAUAAAACGUUUUGUAGAUUAUACAGCAUUAUCUCUACGUGCAGGAUGUGUCUUUGACAUAUGUACUGGUAUACGUGACCGUUUAAGACAAGUUCCGAUUCAACAAUCAGAUUUUGUCGAUGGUUGUCUCUCUGAAGAUACGUUUGUUCGAACGAAAAGAAAACAAUUACAACAAACAAGAGACAGAUUAGAAAAGGUGGAUGUCAUACUUGGUGGUAGCGGUGUUGCUAUUAAUGAUGAUGUUGCAUUUGGAAAUUCAAUCAAUAUGGAAAAUGUUCCAAUAAUGACUCUUGAUAAACUUGAAGAAGAUUUGACUCGUUAUGAUACGGAAGACCAUGCUGGGGUUUCAACGUCUACAUGA
Messenger RNA from Adineta steineri, 2055 nucleotides. The record is from the annotation of a GenBank genome assembly. NCBI's taxonomy places the organism in Eukaryota, Metazoa, Rotifera, Eurotatoria, Adinetida, Adinetidae.